This is a messenger RNA of Cyprinodon tularosa, 3654 nucleotides long. RefSeq names its product Ras and Rab interactor 2 (gene rin2). The transcript has 13 exons. The record is from RefSeq and is a predicted model, not a curated record. NCBI's taxonomy places the organism in Eukaryota, Metazoa, Chordata, Actinopteri, Cyprinodontiformes, Cyprinodontidae. Gene Ontology annotation, molecular function: guanyl-nucleotide exchange factor activity; small GTPase binding. Bases 215 to 3118 code for a protein of 967 amino acids. Gene Ontology annotation, cellular component: endocytic vesicle; cytosol. Gene Ontology annotation, biological process: vesicle-mediated transport; signal transduction.
AAUUGCCUGUGUGGACCAGAGGACAAACGGAGCGAUGCUCAUGCCUGGGAGCUCUGUGAUCCUUAGCCAGGAAGGGAAGGGCAGCUUUAAUAGUUCCAGUCUGGCUGGAUAGGGAAUCAAAUGCACAUCAAAGAAUAGUUUAAAAAGAUCUCCCUCUUCACCGAACGCCGCUUCAGGCUUAGAGGAUCCCGAGCCUCGCUAACAAAAAGACCACAUGGACUCCAGCACGCCAUCAGAAAGCCCCUUCUGUGGCCUCACCAACAGGAGUAGCAGCUUUUUCAAGCUGGUUGACACCUUUGCUCUGGAGAUCGGGGAGCUGAAGAAGGAGAUGGUGCAGACGGCUCCAGCUUUGGACAAGGAUCCUGUGGAGUUAGAAGGGCUGCAGGGUGGUGCCUACCUGCAGCCCCCCCACUGCAGUGGGCUGGUGGGUGAGUGGGAUUCUGGUUAUGACUCCCUGCGGAGAAGGAUGAGCGUGUUGGACCGGCUGACUGAAACUCAUCAGGUGUGGCUGCUGCUUGCGGUCAGUGAAGACGAGGCGUCCUCCAUUCUGCUCAAACAGCCUCCAGGGGUGUUUCUGGUAAGAAAGUCGGCGGUUCUGCAGAAGAAGGUUCUGUCUGUGCGUUUGGAUGAGGAUCACUCAGAAAGUCCCAUCAGCCACUUCAACAUCCGAGAGAGUCAGUACGCCUUUUCAAUCGAAGGAUCUGGGAUUAGCUUUGCAGAUCUGUUCCACCUUGUGGCCUUCUACUGCGUCAGCAGAGACAUCCUGCCAUUCACGCUCAAACUUCCUGAGGCCAUUUCAUCUGCAAAGACCCAGAAGGAGCUGGAGGAGGUGGCUCAACUCGGCGCAGGCUUCUGGGACUCUGCCCUGUGCAGCCGGCGACGUGCCUCCCCCGCAGUCUGUCGCCGUCUGAGCCGGACCCUCGGCCCCCAGCAGGCUAAAAGGACGGGUGACGUGGAGGAAUCCCGCCAGAGACAUCUGGGUGUCCACAGCGACAGUGCGCCUCCUACCUUACAGCCCCACACACCUCCACCUUCCUCCUUUCAGGACAGCAGUCGCUCCAUCGCGGCCCCCCUCUGCUUUGUGAACCCCCUGUUCCUACAGACUCACCCCCGGAGCCCUCAGGUCACCCGUCCCCCUCAGUCCGAACCAGAGAAAGCUGCGGAUUCAGAGCAGCUGAGCAGUGAGCCGGACGUGGACCAGACCAAGCUGAACUGUAAAUCGCGCCCUUCUCCUCCUCCUCGCCCCCCUCCUCCCCGUUCAAUGCCAAGCCGCCGGCCCGCUCCGCCUCCACCCGGGCCUCCGGCACCGAUUUCAAGAACCAAGAGCAUGCCGGUACCUGUGGCCCCCAGGCAGCAGACCUCCACCAGGCGCCCAGCUCCAGCUCCACCUACAGUGGGUACCAGAACCAGCAGCCCAACCAAAAGUACGACUUCACCGAACCGACCGCCUCCUCGACCCAAACAGCCUGAUCUGGAAGCUCUGCGGUGCCACAUAGCCCUAGAUGAUGAGACCAUUGCGAGGGCUCUGUCCCGAGCCAACCUCCCAUCCUGCCAGCCGGCACCUGCUACCGAGGAACCGUCACAGAACCUCACAGAGAGUCUGCCUGAAUCCGGUGAGAGGGGGCGUCAGCGCCUCAGUGACAUGAGCAUCUCAACAUCAUCCUCAGACUCCCUGGAAUAUUCCCGCUCUCCCGGGUUCUCCCUGGACCUGGCUCCCAGCCCGUCUCAGCACCCGGCAGAGGACAGCAGCGAGGACGACGAGGACGUGGAGGAGGACGACGAGGACUACGGCGUCGGAAUGGAAGCAGAUUUGGAGUCGCGUCUUCGUCCCAUCCUUAAAGCUCGGAGGCGGAGGGUCGGCGUGAGUUUGGGCGGCGGGUCCUUCGUCCUGCCCCGCUCCCUGAAGGGGCGCUUCAGCAAAGUGGGAGGGAUGCUCAGCUCCCUGAUGACCCCGGAGAAACGGGCCGUCAAACGGAUUGCGGAGCUUUCCCGGGACAAGAGCUCGUACUUCGGCUCAUUGGUUCAGAACUACAUCAGCUUUGUUCAGGAGAACCGGAGCUGCCACACUUCUGGGAUGGACUUCCUGCAGACUGUGCGGCAGUUCAUGACCCAGAUGAAGGCUUACCUGCGGCAGAGCUCCGAGCUGGACCCUCCGCUAGAGUCGCUCAUACCAGAGGACCAGAUUGACCGGGUUCUUGAGAAGGCCAUGCACAAAUGUGUCCUGAAGCCUUUGAAGAGCGACAUUGAGGUGAUUCUGCAUGAUUUUCAGGUGAACAGCGGAGCUCUGCAGCAGCUCAGGGAAAACCUGGCCCUGGCUAAAAACAAGAAGCCCCAAGAGCUGGGGGUGGACGGAGCCGUGCCCCCCGACUCUAUGGCCAUCGAGAAAAUUCGCCAGAAGUUCCUGAACAUGAGGAAGAUGUACUCCCCCGACCAGAAGGUGUCCCUGCUGCUACGAGUCUGCAAACUCAUCUACACCAUCAUGCAGGAUAAUUCAGGGAGGAUGUACGGCGCCGAUGACUUCCUGCCCAUGCUGACCUAUGUAGUCGCUCAGUGCGACAUGCCGCAGCUGGACACAGAGGUUCAGUACAUGAUGGAGCUGCUGGACCCGACUCUGCUGCAGGGGGAAGGUGGUUACUACCUGACCAGCGCUUACGGCGCCAUGGCCCUCAUCAAGAACUUCCAGGAGGAGCAGGCGGCCCAAAUUCUGAGCUCUGAGGCCAGGAACACCCUGCACCAGUGGCACCGCCGGCGAACGGCGCAGCGCUCCGUGCCCUCUGUGGACGACUUUCAGAACUUUCUCCGGGUCGCUCUGCAGGAGGUGGGCUCAGGCUGCACGGCUAAAACCCUGCAGGUUCAGCCGUACAGCACAGCGGAGGAGGUCUGCUCCCUCUGCGCCUUUAAGUUCAAGGUACCGGAUCCUGAGAACUACGCCCUGUUCCUGAUCACCGAGGACAUGAGCCAGCAGCUCGCUCCAGACACCCACCCCCAGCAGAUCAAAGCAGAGCUGCACAGCCGGCCCCUUGCGCAGGUCUUCCACUUCGUCUACAGGAAGGUGGACAACCUCAACCUCUGCAGCCAGGCUGACAUCAGCAAUGGAAACUGCCUGCAGGCGGAAUAGGGAGGCGCUGCAGUUAUGGUUGGUCAGGGUAUCUAGUAGGUAUAUAAAGGAAGAUUAGAGGAUGUCUGAUGUUUUGUUUGGAGGGACUUUUGAGGAAGCUUGGAAAGAUUCAGAAAGAUUUAUGCAGGUUUGUUCAAGAUGGAUAUGAAGUUUGGAGAUGCUCAGGCCUCCUCCUUUAAUAUGACUCAACUGCUGUCCCCACCAUGCCUUAUAUAUAAACUGAACACUGUAUGUUACUGAGAGCGGGCCCCAGGUUGAAGCAUUUGCAAGUGUUUAUUUAACAGUUGAAAUGAUCUUUUGUAAAAUAAAAAAAAACAUGUUUUUAUUGCUCCACAGCUGCAGGUCAGUUGUGGUUUAUAUUUCUGUGUAUAAUUAUUUUUGUAUUCCUUAAAAGAUUCAUAAUUUGAUAUAAUGUUGGUGUACUGGACUUAAUUAUGCCAGUUAUUAAGGUCUUUUUGACACAACAAUAUUACAGUUAUUUGCUGUGAGAAAGCUCGAAGGGUUUUUAAUUGAAAUAAAAAACAUUCUGAAUGAAA